AUGGCUCCAGAAUAUGCAAUCGAUGGCCUAUUUUCAACAAAAUCAGAUAUUUUUAGCUUUGGAGUCAUAGUUUUGGAGAUAAUGAGUGGCAAAAGGAAUAGAAAAUUCCAUCACACAGACCAUGAUCUAAACCUUCUUGGACAUGCUUUUGAAUUAAUAGAUCCAGUGAAGGAGGGUUCAUUUCCAAUGUCUAAGGUCUUGAGAUGUAUACAGAUUGGUCUCCUAUGCGUGCAGAAAUGCCCUGAAGACAGGCCGACUAUAUCGUCAGUUGUCUUAAUGUUGGUUUCAGAUACUAUAGCUUUGCCCCAACCCAAGCAACCUGGCUUUUAUAUUGAGAGGAGUUCCAAAGAGACGCAUGAACAUUCGCCGGCUCAAAGUUCUCCUAGCAUCAAUGAAGUGACAAUGACCCACCUAGAGGCUCGCUAA
Molecule: messenger RNA, 426 nt
Organism: Rhododendron vialii
Lineage: Eukaryota; Viridiplantae; Streptophyta; Magnoliopsida; Ericales; Ericaceae
Product: receptor-like serine/threonine-protein kinase SD1-6
Exons: 2
Coding region: 1-426 (141 amino acids)
Biological process (GO): protein phosphorylation
Molecular function (GO): ATP binding; protein serine/threonine kinase activity
Source: RefSeq, a predicted model, not a curated record